Molecule: messenger RNA, 3820 nt
Organism: Galleria mellonella (greater wax moth)
Lineage: Eukaryota; Metazoa; Arthropoda; Insecta; Lepidoptera; Pyralidae
Gene: rb
Product: AP-3 complex subunit beta-2
Biological process (GO): intracellular protein transport; vesicle-mediated transport
Cellular component (GO): AP-3 adaptor complex; membrane coat
Source: RefSeq, a predicted model, not a curated record
AUCAACGACGUUAACGUCAACAAAUAGCCAUUUAGUGAAAGGGUGUUUUAAUAUUUUGUUUUAAUUGAAAUAUAAAUACAAAUAAGUGAAUAAGUAAAUGUGUGAAUCCAAAAUAUAGUGAAAAUGACGAGCAUAUCAUCAUAUAAUAAUGUUACGGUGGUCACAGGAGAAGUGGAGUAUCCAGCGAAUGAUCCAGCAUCAGGAGCCUUCUUCCAGCCGGAUUAUAAGAAGAAUGAUGAUCUGAAAAUGAUGCUGGAUGGAUCUAAAGACUCCUUAAAACUAGAGGCGAUGAAGAGGAUCAUUGGCAUGAUAGCAAAAGGAAGGGAUGCAUCUGACUUGUUUCCAGCAGUAGUGAAGAAUGUAGUAUCGAAGAACAUUGAAGUGAAGAAAUUGGUGUAUGUGUAUCUCGUGAGAUAUGCUGAGGAACAACAGGAUCUGGCACUGUUAUCCAUUAGCACUUUCCAACGGGCACUCAAGGACCCGAAUCAACUGAUCCGCGCUAGCGCCCUUCGGGUGCUGUCGUCCAUCCGAGUCACGAUGAUAGUACCCAUAGUGAUGCUGGCCAUCAGGGACUCGGCCAGCGAUAUGAGCCCAUAUGUGAGGAAAACUGCCGCUCACGCUAUACCGAAACUUUACAGCUUGGACCCCGACCAAAAAGAAGAAUUAGUGUCUAUAAUAGACAAGUUAUUAUCAGACAAGGCGCCCCUUGUCGUCGGCUCGGCUGCAAUGGCCUUUAACGAAGUGUGUGGGGACCGCAUGAGCCUUAUACAUAGGAGCUACAGGAAAUUGUGCUCAUUACUGGCGGACGUGGAUGAGUGGGGACAACUGGCGCUGCUCAAUAUGCUCACGCUGUACGCGAAGACAUGUUUCCCCGACCCCAACACUGAUUCGUAUAACAGCGACAGCGAGACCGAGAAACCGUUCUACGAGUCAUCAAGUGAGCCUGAAGAGGAAGGCGAGGGCGAGGGGGUGCAGAAAUCCAAGUCGCGGACCGCCAGUGUCGACCCUGACCUUCGGCUGCUGCUACGCGCCGCCAAGCCACUGCUGCAGAGCAGGAACUCCGGCGUUGUCAUGGCCGUAGCGCAGCUCAUGUACCACUGCGGACCCGCACAAGAGUUGCCGCCGGUGGCAAAGGCGAUGGUGCGGCUGCUGCGAGCGCCGCCUGAAGUGCAGAGCGUGGUGCUCACCUCCGUUGCUGCGCUCACCGUCUCCAAGCGGUCUCUCUUCGAACCGUUCCUCAAAUCAUUCUUCGUCUUAACUGAUCCGACGCACAUCAACACUCAAAUUGGAGAUCCUAACCAACUUGUACACAGAACACACUCCUGUGGUGCCUUCCAGACCUAUGUACACAUAACACACGCUCGCACUAUCCAGGCGAUUGGCCGGUUGGCUGUGCAGAUACAGUCUGAAACCGAGACCUGCCUCAAUGGAUUACUGCAUUUGUUAUCUAGCAAAGAUGAGUGGGUGGUGUGCGAGGCGGUGGUGGUGGUGAAGCGCGUGGUGGGCGGCGGCGCCAGCUCCGCGCGCGCCGCCGUCGCCCGCGCCGCGCGCCUGCUGCGCGCCGACAGGCUGGCCGGGGCGGCUCGCGCGGCGGCCGUGUGGCUGGUGGCCGAGCACGGCGCCGCGCGGCCCCGGGCUGCCGCCGUGCUGGCGCACCUCGCCGCCGCCUUCGCUGACCAGGAGGAGCUGGUGAAGCUGCAGCUGCUGUCGCUGGCGGUGAAGCUGUGGCUGGCACAGCCGGAGACGGCCGCACUAUGCCGCUACGUGGUGUCCCUAGCUCGUUACGACGCCAGCUACGACGUACGGGACCGCGCCCGUCUACUGCGCCGCUUCCUCAACCCCACGCACGAGGGACAGUUGGCGUCCAAGGCUCACGAGGUCUUCUGCCCGGAGAAACCUAAACCCACCAUCCAAAGUAGCUUCAAAGAGCGGCAGCAGUUCACGGUGGGGUCGCUGUCGAUGUGCACGGGCGCGGCGGCGGCGGGCUACCGGCCGCUGCCCGCGCCGCCGCCGCGCCCCCUGGCGGCCGCGCAGCGCCGGCCCGAGCCGCCCGCCGCCGCCGCCGCCGCCGCCGCCGCCGCCGCCGCCGACACCACGCCGCGCCCGCCCACAGUGAAAGACAAAAGCUUUUAUUCCGAACCGGAGAGCAGUAGCUCGGGCUCUUCAUCGUCAUCAUCUGGCUCUAGCAGCUCUGAAGAGUCUUCUGACGAAGAAGAGAGCGAGAAUGAAGAGAAGAAACCCGAGAAACAGAAGCAAGCCAAUAACUACAGGUCGUCGAGUUCGGGCACAAGCGACAGCGGCAGCGGGAGCGGUAGCGAGUCGUCGGACAGUGAAAGCGGAUCCGAGAGUUCAGCGGAGAGCGAGGACGAUUCCCAUAACAGUAGUCACAAGGAAGAAGAGAAACCGGUGAAGUCGGCUGCAAAAGAACAGCAAAAGAAGAGUGAGAAGUCAAACCUUGAGCUACUGCUGGAACUAGACGAAGUCGCCAGCUCACUGCCGACCAUGACGCCUACAUGCGGGGGCUUCCUGUCCCCACCGUGCGGACCAGUCGCCGCUGAUGAGGACGCGAUCACCCCUGUGGGUCCCGUGUACACGGCGCCGAGUGACGUCCGCGUGGAGCUGGUGCCGCGCGUGGUGUGGGGCGGCCUCAGCGCCAGCCGCCGCUGGCCGCGGACGCCGCACCUGUUCUCGCACCGCAUGUGCGCGCUCGAGGUCACCUUCACCAACCACUCGCACCACGACGUCACCAACAUCAGGCUCAACAAGAAGACGCUGUCGGGGUCGCAGGCGAUGCACGAGUUCGCGCCGGUGGCAGUACUGUCGCCGGCCGCCAGCGCCACCGUCACGCUCGGCGUCGACUUUGCAGACACCAUACAGCCCAUCGACUUCACCCUCGCGUGCUCGCUAGGUGAGGUGCCGGUGUCGCUGAGCCCACCGCUGGGCGAGCUGAUGCGCGCGGUGAGCAUGUCCGAGGCACGCUGGGCCGCCGAGCACAGGAAGCUGCGCGGCAUGACCGAGUGUGAGAAGAAAGCAACAAAGUUAGAAGACGAGCAAGCGAUUUGCAAGCGAGUCUUCGAGACGGCCAACGUCGGCGGUAUCACGACCGCGGGGGACGUGCUCAGGUUUGCAGGAAGAAUGAUAUCAUCACAAGAUCUAGUGUUACUAUCCGUCAAGAUAGAGCCGGACUCUACCAGGGUAAUAGCGAACUGUCAAAACAUGGCCGUCGCUUCGCUGCUCGCCAACGAAAUAGCACAAGCUUUCACUAAGUCCUGAGAAACAAACGGCCAAAGUAAAGCAUAUGUGCGUGCUAAAUGACAAGUCUACUAAGCGGCGUCCAGAAGAAUGUAUUCAAUGAUAAAUGCGAUGUUAUUAAGAUGUUAAAAUUGUAAAUAACAAAUGCUUAUCCCAUAUUUGGGACUUGAUUAGAUUGAUGACUUUAUCCCCUACCUCAGACAGAGCACUUAAAACCAAUACUGGUGUUAUUAAGUCAUUAGUCAUUUUAAAUCUCACUUUUUCUGUUGGUUUUUUGACUCGCAAAAUAUAGGAUAUUUUAAAGCUUAUUUGUCGUGAACACUAUUCACUCCAAAUGUAUAAUUGAUAUUGACCCAACAAACACCCUGACAAUUAUUUUUUAUUCUACCCUCUUUUUCUGAAUUUUGCAAAAUAUUUUCAGUCAAGAGUAAACCUUGUCUUUAUUAACAAUUAAGUUUAAAUUGAAUUAUCAAGAAGACUAUUAUUUGCUUUUGAGAUUCAUAAUUAAAAUAUAUCAUAUUGUAUCGUUUUUUUUUUUAAUUAUUAAAAUAUAUUUAUCAAAAUGAAC